AGAAGUUUGUUAUAAAUUACACAGAGCAAUUAAAACAAUACACUAAGUAUUUGUUCAUUACAUUUUUUUAAAAAAAAAAGUAUGUCAAAUACUAAGGAAUGUUUGUUGAAGUUAUUGAAAACUUCAAAGCCAUAUUUGGCUGUGAUUUUCUUGCAAUUUGGAUAUGCAGGCUCAGCUAUAGUAGCUAAAACUGCAUUGAAUAAUGGGAUGAGCCAUUAUACUUUUGCUGUCUAUAGAAAUCUCUUUGCUGCUGUUGUAUUUGCUCCUUUUGCUGCCCUUCUUGAAAGGAAAAUAAGGCCAAAAAUGACACUAUCCAUUUUCUGGAAGAUUAUGUUGCUGGGCUUGUUGGAGCCUGUUAUAGACCAGAAUUUAUAUUAUGCAGGGAUGAAAUAUACCACUGCUACUUUUGCAACAGCAAUGUGUAAUAUUCUACCAGCCAUCACUUUUUUGUUAGCUUGGAUAUUAAGGCUUGAGAAUGUGAACAUAUGGAAAAUAGGAAGCCAAGCAAAAAUAGUUGGGACAAUAGUAACACUUGGAGGUGCUACAAUUAUGAGCCUUGUUGGUGGACCAAUAAUUGGAUUGCCAUGGACCAAACAUAAUGUUCCUAGUACUACUACUAAGGUUGUUUCUCCCACUGAGCUCAAUCCUAUUAAGGGUGCACUCUUCAUUGCUGCUGGCUGUUUCUGCUGGGCUUGUUUCUAUAAUCUUCAGGCAAUUACAUUGAAGAAAUAUCCAGCAGGAUUGUCACUUACAUCAUUAAUAUGCAUGGCUGGGGCUCUACAAGGCACUGCACUUACACUUGUGGUUCAAAGGGGCAAUUUUGGAAUUUGGUCCCUUCAUUUGGGCUCCAGUAAAUUCUAUGCAUCCCUUUAUUGUGGAAUUGUUACUUCUGGGAUUGGUUAUUAUAUGUCUGGAUUAAUAAUGAAUGUCAAAGGGCCAGUUUUUGUCACUUCUUUUAAUCCCCUCAAUAUGAUUAUUGUUGCAAUUUUGGGUUCAUUCAUUUUGUCUGAACAACUCAAUUUGGGAAGGGUUGUGGGAGCUGCUGUUAUUGUUGUUGGAUUAUACCUAGUAAUAUGGGGUACUGGCAAGGACCCAAAAUCAGAAAAAAAAUUGAGUACUCAUGAAAAUGUUGAAUCAAAUAAUGAAAAAGAAUUAGCUGAGAUUAAAUCUUCAAAUCAAGCAGUAAUUGGAGAUGAAUCAGUUUAAGAAGAAAUGAAAAAAAAAAACUUAUGGUUAUGACUCAAUUGAUACAAGUAUGAGGUUUUACGACUUAUCGAGAUUAAUAUUUUAUGAAGAAGGUGGCAUAUUUUAAGGCAUUAAAUUAUCUACGUAACUGAUGCUUGACAAUAUGGACAACUACUUUUUCAAGAUUUAAGCCAAAUAUUUGUACUUGGAUCAUUUAAUUUAUCGUUAUCAAUUUUGCCUUUAAUAAUAUAUCGUUUGUACGCUUUUAUUUAA
Molecule: messenger RNA, 1458 nt
Organism: Capsicum annuum
Lineage: Eukaryota; Viridiplantae; Streptophyta; Magnoliopsida; Solanales; Solanaceae
Product: WAT1-related protein At2g39510
Exons: 7
Coding region: 82-1206 (374 amino acids)
Cellular component (GO): plasma membrane
Molecular function (GO): transmembrane transporter activity
Source: RefSeq, a predicted model, not a curated record